Molossus molossus (Pallas's mastiff bat) is the source of this 5539-nucleotide messenger RNA. It is a transcript of the gene MYOM3, whose product is annotated as myomesin 3. Gene Ontology annotation, molecular function: protein binding. The record is from RefSeq and is a predicted model, not a curated record. The coding region runs from base 12 to 4334 and encodes 1440 amino acids. NCBI's taxonomy places the organism in Eukaryota, Metazoa, Chordata, Mammalia, Chiroptera, Molossidae. The transcript is spliced from 36 exons.
AUUUUGCAGCCAUGACUCUGCCCCACAACCCUGGGAACGUGGGGGGGCCCCAGCUCCCCCAGGCCGCGGAGGUCCACAGGCUGGAGCGCCGCCAGGAGGAGGAGCGGGAGGAGCAGCGGCAGCACAGCUUGCGCAUGGGCUCGUCGGUGCGGAGGCGGACCUUCCGCAGCAGCAGCGAGGAGGAGUACCAGUUCAGCGCCGCCGACUACGCCCUCGCGGCCGCCCUGGCCCUGACCGCCUCCUCCGAGACGUCUUGGGAGGCCCAGCUGAGGCGCCAGACCUCCGCUGUGGAGCUGGAGGAGCGAGGGCAGAAGCGGGUGGGCUUCGGGAAUGACUUGGAGAGGACGGACGUCGCCUUCCUCCGGACCCAGUGGCUGCUGCGCCAGACACGCAACCGGAGGGCGCUGAGACGGCGGACAGAGGAGAAGGUUCGGGAGGCCAAGGAACUGAGGGAGCUGUGCUCCAGCCGGGGGCCCUGGUUCUGGAUCCCACUUCGCUCCCAUGCCGUCUGGGAGCACGCCACCGUCCUGCUGACCUGUACCAUCCAGGCCUCGCCUCCACCCCAGGUCACCUGGUACAAAAAUGACGUGCAAAUCGAUCCCCGCCUCUUCCCUGCCGGAAAGUACCGAAUCACCAAUAACUAUGGGCUGCUGACCCUGGAGAUCAGGAGAUGCACCGUGGAGGACUCAGCCACCUACAUGGUGAAGGCGAAGAACGCCUACGGCCAGGCCUCCUCCUUCGCCAAAGUCCUGGUCCGCACUUACCUGGGGAAGGAUGCUGGCUUCGACUCGGAGAUCUUUAAACGACUGAUGUUCGGCCCCAGCGUGGAAUUCACAUCGGUGCUAAAACCAGUCUUUGCCCGCGAGAAGGAACCCUUCUCCCUGACCUGCUUAUUUUCGGAAGCUGUAUUAGACGCUGAAGAAAACAUUCAGUGGUUCCGAGAUGGGAAGCUAAUGAGGUCCUCAGCACGCCGACAGACACUCUACGCUGACCGCCAGGCGUCCCUGAAGGUGUCCAGCGCCCACAAGGAGGACGAGGGGCUCUACACAGUCCGGGUGUCUUCGCCCUUUGGGCCCCGGGAGCAGAGCACCUACGUGUUUGUGAGAGAUGCUGCAGCAGAGAAGCCAGGGGCCCCAGGCUCCCCACUGAAUGUCCUAUGCCUGGAUGUGAACAGAGACUGCCUCAUUCUGACCUGGGUCCCGCCCAGUGACACUCGGGGCAGCCCGGUCACCGGCUACUCCAUCGAGCGGUGCCAGGGCGAGUCUGGGCAAUGGGUGCCCUGCCACGAGGCCCCCGGCGGGACCUGUCGGUGCCCAAUCCAAGGCCUCGUCAAAGGCCAGAGCUACAGGUUCCGGGUGAGAGCCAUCAACAAGGCGGGCAGCAGCCUCCCCUCCAAGGCCUCAGAGCCGGUUGUCAUGAGUGACCGUGAUGCAGCCCAGAGGAAGACAGAGAUUCCCUUUGACCUGGGAAGCAAGAUCAUGGUCAGCACAGAUGACCUUGAAGACUUCGUGACCAUCCCCUCACCCCCGACCAGCGUCCAUGCCAGCGAGGUCCGUGAGGCCUACGCAGUUCUGAGCUGGGAGGAGCCGAAACCCCGGGGCAGAGCUCCACUGACAUACUCCCUGGAGAAGUCAGUCAUAGGUAGUGGCACCUGGGAGGCCAUCAGAACUGAAAAUCCUGUGCAAUCCCUGAAAUUCGCGCUUUUGGAUCUGGAGAAAGGGAAGUCGUAUGUCUUCAGAGUGCGAGCGAUGAACCAAUAUGGCAUGAGCGACCCCUCGGAGCCCAGUGAGCCCAUCGCCUUGAGGGGGAAGCCAGCUACUCUCCCUCCUCCGGCUCAAGUUCAAGCUUUCCGAGACACGCAGACCUCUGUCUCUCUGACCUGGGAUCCUGUCAGAGAAGGCCCGGAGCUCCUGGGUUAUUACAUCUACUCCCGGGAGGCAGGAUCACCCGAGUGGCAAACAGUUAACAACAAACCCAUCCAGGGCACCAAGUUUACAAUUCCCGGGCUAAGGACGGGGAAAGAGUAUGAAUUUUGCAUCAGAUCAGUCAGCGAGGCUGGGGUAGGUGACAGUUCAGCGGCCACCGAACCCAUCAGGGUCAAGCAGGCUCUGGCUACACCUUCUGCCCCAUAUGAUUUCAUCCUCCUGAACUGUGGCAAAAAUGACAUGGUCAUUGGGUGGAAACCUCCCAAGCGUCGUGGAGGUAGCAAGAUCCUGGGCUACUUCCUGGACCAGCACGACUCAGAGGAGCUGGACUGGCACCAGGUCAACCAGCAGCCUGUCCCCACCCAGGUCUGCAAGGUCAGCAACCUUCGUGAGGGCCACUUCUAUGAGUUCCGUGCCCGGGCCACAAACUGGGCAGGUGUCGGCGAGCUGUCGGCGCCCAGCAGCCUGUUUGAGUGCAAAGAGUGGACGAUGCCCCAGCCAGGUCCCCCAUAUGACGUGCGGGCAUUCGAGGUGCGGGCCACCUCCCUGAUGCUGAAGUGGGAGCCCCCACUCUACACGGGGGCCGGGCCAGUCACAGGCUACUGCAUCAGUUUCCAGGAGGAAGGCUCUGAGCAGUGGAAGCCAGUCACCCCAGACCCCAUCUCUGGCACCCACCUGAGGAUCUCGGACUUGCAGCCGGGGAAGAGUUAUGUGUUCCAGGUGCAGGCUGUGAAUUCAGCGGGUCCAGGGCAACCGUCCAUGCCCACAGACCCCAUACUCAUGGAGGACAGGCCAGAUGCCCCAGAGAUCAAGGUUGGUGUGGAUGAAGAAGGCUUUAUCUACUUGGCUUUCGAAGCCCCUGAGGCCCCCGACUCCUCAGAGUUUCAGUGGUCCAAGGACUACAAGGGCCCACCAGAUCCCCAGAGGGUCAAGAUCGAGGAGGAAGUAAACAAGUCCAAGGUCAUCCUGAAGGAACCUGGCCUCGAGGACUUGGGCACCUACUCAGUGGUGGUCACCGAUGCGGAUGAAGACAUCUCAGCGAGCCACACGCUGACUGAGGAAGAGCUGGACAAGCUGAAGAAGUUGAGCCAUGAGAUCAGAAACCCAGUGAUCAAGCUGAUCUCCGGCUGGAACAUUGACGUCCUGGAGCAAGGAGAGGUGCGGCUUUGGCUGGAAGUAGAAAAGUUAUCUCCGGCUGCAGAGCUGCAUCUCAUCUUCAACAAGAAGGAGAUCUUCAGCUCACCGAAUCGCAAAAUCAAUUUUGAGCGAGAGAAGGGCCUAGUGGAAGUGAUCAUCCAGAACUUGUCUGAGGAUGACAAAGGGUCGUACACAGCUCAGCUCCAAGAUGGAAAAGCCAAAAACCAGAUCACCCUGGCCCUGGUGGACGACGAUUUCGACAAACUUCUGAGGAAGGCAGAUGCUAAGAGAAGAGACUGGAAGAGAAAACAGGGUCCCUAUUUCAAGGAGUUCUUACAGUGGACGGUCACGGAGGACUGCCGAGUGCUGCUGACGUGCAAGGUGACCAACACCAAGCAGGACACCCGCUUCCAGUGGCUCUUCCAGAAGAAAGAGGCCCCGGAUGGCCAGUAUGACCCGCAGACCGGCGCGGGGCUUCUCUGCAUCGAGGAGCUGUCCAAAGAGGACAUGGGGAUUUAUAGAGCAGUGGUUUCUGAUGACCGAGGGGAGGACGACACCAUCCUGGACCUCACAGGGGAAGCCCUGGAUGCCCUCUUCACUGAGCUGAGCAGAAUUGGGGUCCUCUCUGCAACCCCACUGAAAGUCCAGGGGACUGAGGAGGGGAUCCGUGUCUUCAGCAAGGUCAAGUACUACAGCGUGGAGCACAUGAAAACCACCUGGUUCCACAAAGAGAAGCGCCUGGAGAGUGGCGACCGGGUGAGGGCUGGCACCACCCUGGAUGAGAUUUGGCUCCACAUCUUGGAUCCCAAAGACUCAGACAAGGGCAAAUACACCCUGGAGAUCGCUGCUGGGAAGGAAGUCCGGCAACUCUCGACGGAUCUCUCAGGGCAAGCUUUUGACGACGCCCUGGCUGAGCACCAGAGACUGAAAGCCCUGGCCAUCAUCGAGAAGAAUCGUGCCAAAGUGGUGAGGGGCCUGCCAGAUGUGGCCACAAUCAUGGAGGAUAAGACCCUGUGCCUGACCUGCGUCAUCUCAGGAGACCCUGCCCCUGAAAUUUCUUGGUUGAAGAAUGACCAGCCUGUCACCUUCCUUGACCGCUACCACAUGGAGGUGAGGGGGACAGAGGUCACCAUCACCAUCGAGAGGGUCAACAGUGAGGACAGCGGGCGCUAUGGCGUCUUUGUCAAGAAUAAGUAUGGCUCCGAGACGGGCCAGGUCACCAUCAGCGUGUUCAAGCAUGGGGAGGAGUUCAAGGUGCUGGAGAGGAUGUGAUCAGGCACCACCUGAGGUCUAGUCCACGUGGACCAGUAGGGUCAACCAGUGGGUCACAGCCUGGCACAGGCCCCAGGGGUGAGGCAGAGGGAAAAGGAUAGGGUGGAACCCGGGACAUAGGGGUGGGGUGGAAUGGAUACACCACAGUGGAAUUGCAAAGACCUUGCUGGGGUCCCAGGAGGCCUCCAGGAUAGGGAGAUCAGCCCUGGACUUGAAAUGACACCUACAUGCCAGACCCAACUUCAGCUCUCCACACUCCAUGAGCCUUGCCUUUCUCAUCCAUCAAACGGGAAUUCCUACAUCUACGGACUGUUGAUGAAGACACUUUACAAACCACAUACCAGUGGUUCUCAACCUGAGGGACAAAAGGCAAUGUCCAGAUUUUUGGUCAUCACAAUUGGAGGUGUCUGUUGGCAAAAGUGUCUAUUGGUAAAGGUCAGGGAUGCUGCCAAGCAGCCCAGCUCCCCACCACGUGGAAUUGCCCAAGCCCAAAUGACAACAGUGCCAAGGCUGGUUAGCCCUGCCAUCAAGUGAUAGAUCACAAUAUCCCACUUUUAGAAUAUAUUUUUCAUUCACAUAAGUUCAACAAACAUUCAUUUAAAGUCCAGCAUGCGCCAGUCUAAGGAUGUCACUGGGAGCACGAAGAUCAAUAAUAUUCAGGCCCUGCUGUCGAGGAGGCUUCAGCCCUUUGGGGGAGUUAGACCUGGGUCCAAAUGACUCUGGGACGAGGCAGAUGAUAAGCAUUAUAAAACAGGUGCAAAUAAAGUUCCACUCGUGGGCAAAGGAGAGAGACAGAUGUUCAUCCCAGUUGGAGAAGGAGGGCUUUACAACACCUUCACGGAGCUAGCAGGAUCGUGUUGGGCCCUGAACAAUGAGUCCAAUUUGGCGGCGGUGAUGGGAGGAGGGCAUUCAGAGGGGGCAUGGUGAGAGCAAUGGCGAGGAGUUGGAGCAACACUGGGUGCCAGGCUGGUGAGCUGGAUGACCUUCAGGACUUCUUCCAGCUCAGGGCCUCUACCUGCUGUGACAGAUACCGGUUGGCCUUGCUUGAUGGACCUCAGUUCAGAGCUGGGCAUUCACCACCUUCCAAUUUCCUUCCUUUUUCAAAUAAGAUUUGGAUUGGGUGGGUUUGUAAAGUUAUAGAUGUUUGUUGUAAACUUUUGGAAAACCAUGGAAAGUAUAAAGGAGAAAAUAAAAACCACCUAUAG